AUGGAGUCCCUGGGCACAGCGCUGGUCCUCCUGGUGCAGUUCUGGGGAGCCACAGGCCUGAGAGUGCAGCAGGAGCCCAAGUGGUUGCGGGUGACACGGGGAAGCCAGGUGACCUUGGCCUGCCAGGUGAUACAGUCCCAAGCCUGGGAGCGGCUCCGGGUUGGGUGGACCAAGGACGACGUCUCCUUGUGUGAGCCGCACAUCACCAACGGCAGCCUCAGCCUGGGGGUCUGCGGGCCCCGGAGGCUGCUUUCCUGGAAGGCGCCUGGCAACCUCACCCUGCAGCUGGACCACGUGAGCCUCAACGACAGUGGGGACUACGUGUGCUGGGUGGCCGUGGAGAUUCCUAAGUUGGAGGUGAAGCAGGGCAAUGGCACGCAGCUCCUGGUGGAGAAAGAUGGCCAGCCCACGAACCAGACCUCGGUCGACUCAGGGCAUCCUCUCUACGGGAACGUCCUUUACCAGCCCCGGAGGGCCCCAAAGAAGACUAAGGCGUGGCGUGUGGAGGGGCAGGUGCUGGACAUCCCCAGGGAGGACCAGAAGAGUCAGAGCUUCUAUUCCAUCUCUUUGCCCCAGCCUCCCAGCCCCCAGCAGCGCCUGGCCCAGAAGCCUUGCCCCAGCCCCAGCCCCAGGUCGAGUCACCCCAUAUCUACCGUCGGCGUCUCUCCUGACCCACGCCCCUCUGGGCAGCAGUGGCCAAGAGGGCUCCUUGAAGUGGGGAGAGGACUCGAAACCCCAGAAAAGAUCCCCUCCCACCAAUGGCCACGUGAAGAUGUGAUUGAUUUCCCAAAGAGUCAGGGAGUCCAACGGCCCAGCCCAAGACCCCGUCCUCAUUACUAAAAUGCCGGAUUCCUCCCUCACCC
Leptonychotes weddellii (Weddell seal) is the source of this 863-nucleotide messenger RNA. RefSeq names its product transmembrane and immunoglobulin domain containing 2 (gene TMIGD2). NCBI's taxonomy places the organism in Eukaryota, Metazoa, Chordata, Mammalia, Carnivora, Phocidae. Gene Ontology annotation, biological process: B cell receptor signaling pathway; B cell differentiation. The record is from RefSeq and is a predicted model, not a curated record. Gene Ontology annotation, cellular component: B cell receptor complex; external side of plasma membrane.